This is a messenger RNA of Ceratotherium simum simum (southern white rhinoceros), 1235 nucleotides long. It is a transcript of the gene AP1S3, whose product is annotated as adaptor related protein complex 1 subunit sigma 3. Gene Ontology annotation, biological process: vesicle-mediated transport; intracellular protein transport. NCBI's taxonomy places the organism in Eukaryota, Metazoa, Chordata, Mammalia, Perissodactyla, Rhinocerotidae. The record is from RefSeq and is a predicted model, not a curated record. Gene Ontology annotation, cellular component: AP-1 adaptor complex; membrane coat. Gene Ontology annotation, molecular function: clathrin-cargo adaptor activity.
UUCACUUCGAGGGCAUUGUGGGAAGCAGCCAUGGUCUGAGGCGGGCGCCUCACCUGUCAGCCGCGCCGGCUCCUGCGCUCGCCUCUCGCCCUCGUGUCCACUGCUCUCGCCACUCGCCGGGCGGGGGCGGCGACGGCCCGGCCACCAUGAUACAUUUCAUAUUGCUGUUCAGUCGACAAGGGAAAUUACGGCUGCAGAAAUGGUACACUACGCUCCCUGACAAGGAAAGGAAAAAGAUCACCCGGGAGAUUGUACAGAUUAUUCUCUCUCGUGGCCAGAGGACAAGCAGCUUUGUUGAUUGGAAGGAGCUAAAACUUGUUUAUAAAAGGUAUGCUAGUUUAUAUUUUUGCUGUGCAGUAGAAAAUCAAGACAAUGAGCUCUUGACACUAGAGAUCGUGCAUCGUUAUGUGGAGUUGCUGGACAAAUACUUUGGAAAUGUCUGCGAGCUGGAUAUUAUCUUUAAUUUCGAAAAGGCUUAUUUUAUCCUGGACGAGUUUAUCAUAGGUGGAGAAAUUCAGGAAACAUCCAAGAAAUCCGCUGUCAAAGCCAUUGAAGAUUCUGAUAUGUUACAGGAGACAAUGGCGGAAUACAUGAACAAGCCUACCUUUUAACUGUACAUCUACUUGAAGACUCCAAGUGCUACGUGUUGUGAACUUGUAAAUAAGCAGUACCUUGUGUCCAAUUAUUUGACAGAGCCACUGGCACCAUGCCAAAAAAAACUUAAAAGGGAUUCUUUGUUAACUAGGAAAAAUGAAAGUUGUUCAAUAUAAUAUAUUUAUCAUUAUUACAUGUCUGUAUUAUACUGUAUAUGACUACGUAUUGUAGCUCUAGAUGUUAAAAUAGCUCAAUAAACUGAAUAUUUGUUUGCUAUGUUUUAACUCCAGGUGAUAUUUUUGAGCUAAUUUAAAUAAAUUUGUUGCAGUAUGUUUUUGUUGCAUUUUAAUCCUCUGUUGACAGGCUGACAACUGUAUUGCAAUAAUCCGUGAUUUUGAAUGUAAAGUAUGUCUUGUAUCAAUAAUACUUUUUCUAAAUGUUUAGCUUUGUAAAUUGUAUAAUAAUUCAAAAUUAUGUUAAUAGUUCAGAGUUCAUAUGUAAUGCUAGACAUUUUUAAUACACUUAAUAAUACUGUAAUUUCAGUCCAGAUACAAUGUAUCUGAUUUUAAUGUCCUGAAUUCAUUUAUUUUUUUCAGGAUUGGAAUUAAGGAAAAUAACCAAAGAUAGGAUAGGACUUGUGG